AAUGCGUUUCAUCACCUCAGUCAAAUUCUUUCAAUGAUUUUCUGUUCCCAGAAAAUUUAGAAUCACUGGAACAAAAUUUUAGGUUGAUGGAUCAAAACCCGAGUUUAGUAGCCUAGUAAAGCAUCUUAAUUAAUGCUCCGUAAUUGUUUUUAUUACAGUGUUCAUGCACAGUGUGUACCAGCCACCCCAUAGGCUACUAUCACGGCUCCCAACCUCCUAUAUAAAACCGGUUAAAAGUGAAAACCACAAAGCAUAGGAAAAGGCAGUGAGAGAGAGAAAAGAGUGUGGUUCCACCAUGGAUGCAGUCAUCCAAACUAUUCAAUAUUGGCCACUGGGGAGUGUGAUCACCGCCGGCGGUUUGGUGGUUGCGCUCGGCGUGAUUUCGCCCAGGAUUUUGAGUGAUCAAAAGAAGAAAUCUCCCAAACAUCUCAGGACAGUUCCAGCUAUACCAGGGGUACCAGUUCUUGGGAAUUUACUCCAGUUGAAAGAGAAGAAACCCCAUAAGACGUUUUUAAACUGGGUUGAGAAAUAUGGUCCAAUCUAUUCUGUCAAGACUGGGGCUUCCACCAUGGUUGUUCUUAACUCCACUGAUCUUGCAAAGGAGGCUAUGGUAGACAAAUAUUCAUCCAUCUCAUCAAGAAAGCUCUCGAGGUCCCUAACUAUGCUCACCCAUGAUAAAAGUAUUGUUGCAAUGAGUGAUUAUGGUGACUUUCAUAAGACAGUAAAGCGGAAUAUAUUGACCAGCGUUUUGGGAGCAAAUGCUCAGAAACAACAUCGCAUCCACAGGGACGUAUUGAUAGAAAAUGUUUGUAGUGAAUUGUAUGCUGUUCUCGAGAAGUAUCCUGAGGAAGCAGUAAACCUUAGGGAAUAUUUUCAGGCCGAACUUUUCAGAUUGGCGCUGAAGCAAGGAAUUGGAAAAGACGUAGAGUCUGUAUUUGUUGAAGAGCUUGGAUCUACUAUCUCGAGGGAGAUGAUGCUCAAGUACCUAGUGUCUGACUGUAUGGAGGGUGCUAUUGAUGUUGACUGGCGAGAUUUCUUCCCGUAUCUAAGGUGGAUUCCUAACCCGGGCUUCGUGAAGAAGAUCCAGCAAAUACAGUUUAACAGGGAUGUAGUAGUGAAGGCACUCAUAAAUGAUCAGAGAAAACGUAUUGCGACUGGGGAGGCAAUAUACUGCUUGCUCGACUACUUGCUGUCUGAAAAACAGACAUUAACCGAGAAACAGCUUCAAAUGAGCGUGUGGGAGGAAAUUAUUGAAACAUCGGACACCACCGUGGUGACCACAGAAUGGGCUAUGUAUGAACUAGCUAAAGAUCCAGAACGACAGGAUAAACUAUUUCGAGAAGUUCAAAGUGUCUGCGGGUCUGGUAAAGUAACAGAAGACAAACUGCGCCAACUCCCUUACCUUACCGCUAUAUUUCACGAAACAUUGAGAAAACAUGGCCCUGUUCCUAUUGUUCCUCUCCGAUAUGUGCACGAGGACGUAGAACUUGGAGGGUACUAUGUUCCUGCAGGAACCGAGAUUGCUAUAAACAUUUAUGCGUGCAACAUGGAAAAGGGGGUAUGGGAGAGUCCUACAGAGUGGAAGCCCGAGCGAUUUCUUGAAGGGAGGUAUGAUCAGAACGAUUUGUUCAAGACGAUGGCGUUUGGGGCGGGGAAGAGGUCAUGUGCGGGUGCUCUCCAGGCGAUGACGAUUUCAUGCCUGACAAUCGCGAGAUUGGUUCAAGAGUUUGAGUGGAGGCUCAAGGAUGGUGAGGAAGAAAAUGUUGCUACUGUGGGUCUUACUUCCUAUAAACUUCAUCCACUGCUAGCAAACAUAAAGCCAAGAAAUUGAUGACAAAGAAAAAAGGCUUGAAAUCUUAAGGGAAAGUGGCGCUUUUGGUCCUCCAAUUAUACGGUUGAUUGGGCUCAAUUAUAAGGCGCUUUCACUUUUGAUCCUUCAAUUAUUAGCGUGGUGGGGUUUUUUCUCUCUCAGUGGAACAGAACUAUUAGAUGCUGUAAAAUUCUCAAGGUUAAACCUUUUAAUUUCACAUCCGUUUUCACAUUCCCUUGUAUUGAGACAAAACAUUUUGUUCUGUUUGGUAAUAAAGUUAGUUUAUCAGUUAAUUUACCAAA
This is a messenger RNA of Ipomoea triloba (trilobed morning glory), 2112 nucleotides long. Its product is annotated as ent-kaurene oxidase, chloroplastic. The record is from RefSeq and is a predicted model, not a curated record. Gene Ontology annotation, cellular component: endoplasmic reticulum; chloroplast outer membrane. NCBI's taxonomy places the organism in Eukaryota, Viridiplantae, Streptophyta, Magnoliopsida, Solanales, Convolvulaceae. Gene Ontology annotation, molecular function: ent-kaurene oxidase activity; heme binding; iron ion binding. Gene Ontology annotation, biological process: gibberellin biosynthetic process. The transcript is spliced from 8 exons. The coding region runs from base 296 to 1831 and encodes 511 amino acids.